Vidua chalybeata is the source of this 901-nucleotide messenger RNA. Its product is annotated as translation initiation factor IF-2-like. The record is from RefSeq and is a predicted model, not a curated record. Lineage: Eukaryota; Metazoa; Chordata; Aves; Passeriformes; Viduidae. Bases 1 to 519 code for a protein of 172 amino acids. The transcript is spliced from 3 exons.
AUGAAAUUAUUACCUGGAAGGAGCCCGGAGCGGCAGCGGCGACAGUCAGCGAAAGCCACACGGAAGAAGGACGGCGAGGAGCGGCCCGAGGUCAUUUCUGAGGCGCUGCGAACACAUACGAGGGCGGUUAGAAACGACACUUGGAAGGCGGCUCCAGGGAAAACCAGCUUAUUCCUUAGUCCUGCAGCAAGGACGGAACGCUUCGCCCGGCAGGACUCGCAGCCCAGCAGGAGCCCACACGCACCGCGGGAAGGGGCUCGGCGGCUCCCGGCCCCACAGGACACGGCCGCGCCCGAGCCGCCGCCGCGGAGAGCCCGUCCCGCCGCUCACCGCUCACCGCUCACCCCUCACGGAGCCGCCUCCGCCAUGCCCGGGGCCGCCCGGGCAGCUCGCGGCCUCCCGGCGCUGCUCCGGCCGCGGCGUAGCGGCGCGCGAACUACAACUCCCGGCGGGCGCCGCGGCGGGGGCGCGGCGCGGCGAGCUGCAGCAAAAUGCCUCCCAUAUCUCCAAACUCCCUGAAGGAUUUCAAUUGCCAGCCGAAAUACCCAGCUGAGUGUGCUCUGACUCAAUUCUCUCCUUUAUUUCCUCUCUAAAAGUCCCAUCAAAACCACUGCAUCUCCUCUCACUCUCCUGAGGGCUUUUUUAAAAGGUGUUUUGUAAAGUAGGUUCUUCAUUAAUCUGUUUGUCUUAAGCUGCUUUAAAAUACUCAUUGGCUGUAUCAGGAGCCAAGCUUAAAAAAAAAAAAAGUGCAGGAUUUGUGGAGGAUUGAGCUGAAUUUCUCAGCUGUCUGGAACUGGCAUUAGUGCUCAGCAUCCUAAGAAGGGUGAUAUUCCUGCUUUCCCUGGUACUCACCAGCCCAAUUUUGGGUUCAUGGAGCAAAGUCAAAGUUUUUUUUUUUUUU